AUGAGAGUGUUUUACCUUGCAAUGUUUCUUGAUGGUCAGGAUGUUUGGUGUGGCCCUGGAAUUGGAUUCGCAUCAGAUCAUGCUUCUGCUUAUGUGGAUUGUGUGGUGGCAAGUAAGAAUGCUUCUUCAAGAAGGAACCUUGAUGUUGUUGAGAGAGCAACACAUAGGGAAGAGGUGCUAUGGCAAUUGCAGUUUGGUCUCCCUUUGAUUUAUAGAGUUAAAAGCAAGAUUUCUGGUUUUGAAGGGUUUAUACGAGACAAGUACACGGCUCUUCCUGAAACACGUGAAAGGAUGCUGGCAACAGAAGUAACUGGUCUGUGGAGGUACUCUUAUGAAUCACUAAGCAGCAUCCCACAGAAGCCAUUUUACUUUAUGGAGAGGUACGACAAUGUUAAAAGAGUUCUGCUUGAAACCUUUUUCGGUCCACCGAAUGUGGGAGUGUAUAGCCCAUCUAUUCAAAGCACUCUCUACCAAAUGGCAAGGGCCACAUUGAACAGAUUUUCUAACAUAGAUUCUGUUCAACUAAAGAUGCCAAAUAUUCAUUUCCUACCAGUCAAUAUCUCAAAUACAGGCGGUCAAAUUGUAAAGAUAUCAAAACAUAAAAUGGAAGAAAUUUCAUUUCCGUUUUCUGUAAAUAGAAUUAUAGAAGAUGAAGAAUAA
Molecule: messenger RNA, 660 nt
Organism: Arachis stenosperma
Lineage: Eukaryota; Viridiplantae; Streptophyta; Magnoliopsida; Fabales; Fabaceae
Product: uricase-2 isozyme 1-like
Exons: 7
Coding region: 1-660 (219 amino acids)
Biological process (GO): urate catabolic process; purine nucleobase catabolic process
Cellular component (GO): peroxisome
Molecular function (GO): urate oxidase activity
Source: RefSeq, a predicted model, not a curated record